This is a messenger RNA of Drosophila serrata, 1607 nucleotides long. RefSeq names its product sodium/potassium/calcium exchanger 5. Gene Ontology annotation, biological process: calcium ion transmembrane transport; intracellular calcium ion homeostasis. Gene Ontology annotation, cellular component: plasma membrane. Gene Ontology annotation, molecular function: calcium, potassium:sodium antiporter activity; calcium channel activity. The record is from RefSeq and is a predicted model, not a curated record. NCBI's taxonomy places the organism in Eukaryota, Metazoa, Arthropoda, Insecta, Diptera, Drosophilidae.
UCCAAUCAUGCUAGCCCUGGACUGAGCAAUCUUUCUGUAUAAAAAAAAAUUGUUCGGCAGUAUUCUUUUUGAUUAUGAUUCUGAUAAAUAUAUUUCGAAAUUAUUCGUGUUCGUCGCUUUGAGAAACCCCAAAAAAAACUAUGGUCUUUGAUGAUGCUUCAUUUACAAUUUCUUUAUCCUCGUUUGUUUUAUACCCUUCCGUAGAUAACCAAGAGUUUCGGAACCAUCAAGAUGAUACGUCUAAUAACUGUACCCUUCCGGCAAUACUAGAGUUUCCCGCAUAUAUGCGAAGGAAGUCAUGGUGGGUCGCUCUACUAUGCACCUUCUUUAGCAUUUAUAUGUUUGUCAUCCUGGCAAUUGUUUGUGAUGAUUACCUAUUGCCGGCCAUGGAGCGAUUGUGUUAUGCUUUAAAAAUGUCAUAUGAUGUGGCCGGAGCCACAUUUCUGGCAGCUUGCACCUCAGCACCGGAACUCUUCGUCAACUUUAUUGGGACUUUCGUAACGCAUAGUGACAUUGGGAUUGGCACCAUUGUGGGAUCAUCGGUUUUCAAUAUUCUGGUUAUUUGUGCCGUUUGCGGCAUACUAACAAGUCCGACGAAAAUAAAUUGGUGGCCAGUGACAAGGGACACCGUGUGGUAUCUUGUGGCCGUUACGGCUCUCGUUGCUGUUAUGUGGGACUCGAGUGUCCGUUGGUUCGAGGCAUUGGCCCUGCUCCUUCUAUAUGGGGUAUAUUUUAUACAACUUCUGUUGGAUAAAAAAAUUCGGAAUCUCUUCAUGUUAGAACCUGCGGAGAAUAACGAGAACCCAAUAGAUCCCAUGGAUGCUGAUGAAGACGAUCAGGUAAAGUCCUUCCGAUCCCAUAUAUGGGGUGUGCCCAAGAAAGGCUCAAAAUGUUGGAAGUGGCUCUGGUGGAUCUUCAAGUAUCCGGCCGAAUUGCUACUCGCUCUAACCAUACCAACUCCCCGGACAGCGUAUCCACUGACCUUGAUAGUGUCCGUGAUGUGGAUAUGCGUAAUCUCGUAUGUGGUUACAUGGUUCAUAACCGUCGUUGGACACAACGUUGGCAUACCGGACUCCAUCAUGGGCAUUACAUUUCUGGCCGCUGGCACUAGUGUGCCCGAGAUAGUCUCCUCGUAUAUUGUGUCCAAGAAGGGACAUGGCGCCAUGGCCAUUUGCAAUGCCGUUGGGUCAAACACCUUCGACAUCUUGAUCUGCCUGGGUUUGCCCUGGUUCCUUCAAGGAUUAAUUAGGAGUGUCGUUCGUUUCGAGUCCUCGUCCCUUCAUAUAACCACCGCCAUGCUUGUGGUGACAGCCUUCAUUAUGUAUUUCAGCCUUCUGGGUUGUCGGUUUACCUUGGGCAAGAUUGUGGGCUGGAUUUGUUUCAUUAGCUACCUAAUCUUCAUAGCAAUUGCCUGUGUCCUGGAGAUGAUGCUUAAAAGGGUUGUCGUCUGUGAUAUCGAGGCGCCGGGCUUUGAGGCAUAUUUGUUAAAUUAAUUUUUUUCUAAAUAUUUAUUUUUGUCUUCCGGAAAAAUCAAAAAAUAUCUAUGUAUUCAAAUUUUUUGUAGAAUUCCAAAUCAAUCAUUCAUUAAACCAUUGCGGAUAAUGUCA